CCCACUCUGACACUUAAUCUCCUGUCUCACCUGGAACCUUCCCUAUCACCCACUGACUGGCACACUUCUUUUGCACUAAGCUUCUACCACAUCUCCUUGGAAAAUACUGCCUGACUUUCCUUAAUCCCAGAGCUGCAGACUGCUUGUCACUCACCAAAAACCCAUCAUGUCCCUGGUGUCACUAAAGUUCCAGGCCCUGGGUGAAGAUGAGGAGGAGAACAAGGAGGCAGAGAGCCUAGACUCUGUGAAGGCACUGACGGCCAAGCUGCAGUUGCAGACACGGCGGCCGUCAUAUCUGGAGUGGACAGCUCAAGUCCAGAGUCAGGCCUGGCGCCGGCCACCACUCCAACUUCGGCCAGGUGGGCCUGGGACCAUCUGCGGCUUCCCCUCAAUGGAUUCUGCCCUUGAGUGGCUCCGCCAGGAGCUGCAAGCGAUGCAGGCCCAGGACCGGCAGCUGGCAGGACAGCUGCUGAGGCUGCGGGCGCAGCUGCACCGGCAGAAGGUGGACCAAGCCUGUCACCUGCACCAGGAACUGUUGGACGAGGCCGAGAUGGAGCUGGAGUUGGCCCCGCCGCUGCGGCACCUCGGCCUGACGCGCAUGAACAUCAGCGCCCGGCGCUUCACCCUCUGUUGAGGGACCCCUGCCUCUCCUGGGCCCUUGGGGUAGGGAACUGAGGGAAA
Molecule: messenger RNA, 681 nt
Organism: Suncus etruscus (white-toothed pygmy shrew)
Lineage: Eukaryota; Metazoa; Chordata; Mammalia; Eulipotyphla; Soricidae
Gene: FAM167B
Product: family with sequence similarity 167 member B
Exons: 2
Coding region: 167-634 (155 amino acids)
Source: RefSeq, a predicted model, not a curated record